Molecule: messenger RNA, 957 nt
Organism: Lepus europaeus (European hare)
Lineage: Eukaryota; Metazoa; Chordata; Mammalia; Lagomorpha; Leporidae
Product: olfactory receptor 2B11
Exons: 1
Coding region: 1-957 (318 amino acids)
Biological process (GO): G protein-coupled receptor signaling pathway
Cellular component (GO): membrane
Molecular function (GO): olfactory receptor activity; G protein-coupled receptor activity
Source: RefSeq, a predicted model, not a curated record
AUGAGAAGUGACAACCAGAGUGCCUUGGGGGACCCCCCUGAGGACUUCAUCCUUCUGGGUGUUUCUGAUAGGCCAUGGCUGGAGCUGCCCCUCUUUGUGGUCCUCCUGGUGUCCUACAUGCUGGCCAUGCUGGGAAACAUUGCCAUCAUCCUGGUAUCCCGGCUGGAUCCCCAGCUGCACAGCCCCAUGUACAUCUUCCUCAGCCACCUGUCCUUCUUGGACCUGUGCUACACCACCACCACGGUCCCACAGAUGCUGGUCAACAUAGGCAGCUCCAGGAAGACCAUCAGCUACGGGGGCUGCACUGUGCAGUACGCCAUCUUCCACUGGCUGGGGUGCACUGAGUGUGUUGUCUUGGCCGCCAUGGCCCUGGACCGCUACGUGGCCAUCUGUGAGCCCCUUCGUUAUGCCAUCAUCAUGCGCCGUCCUCUCUGCCUGCUGCUGGUGGCCAUGGCCUGGCUCAGUGGCUUUGGCAACUCCCUGGUUCAGGUGGUGCUGACGGUACAGCUGCCAUUCUGUGGGCGGCAGGUGCUAGACAACUUCUUCUGCGAGGUGCCGGCCAUGAUCAAGCUGUCAUGCGCCGACACGGCAGUGAACGACGCCACGCUGGCCGUGCUGGUGGCAUUCUUUGUGCUGGUGCCCCUGGCCCUCAUCCUGCUGUCCUAUGGCUUCAUCACCCGUGCCGUGCUCAGGAUCCGUUCUGCCAAGGGACGGCACAAAGCCUUUGGGACCUGCUCCUCCCACCUGCUGGUAGUCUCCCUCUUCUACCUGCCGGCCAUCUACAUGUACCUGCAGCCCCCUUCCCGCUACUCCCAAGAGCAGGGCAAGUUUAUCUCACUCUUCUAUUCCAUAAUCACCCCCACCCUCAACCCCUUCAUCUAUACCCUGAGGAAUAAGGACGUGAAGGGGGCCCUGAGGAGACUCCUAGCCAGGGCCUGGAGGCCCUGCAGGAGAUGA